Cyprinus carpio (common carp) is the source of this 3050-nucleotide messenger RNA. It is a transcript of the gene roraa, whose product is annotated as RAR-related orphan receptor A, paralog a. The record is from RefSeq and is a predicted model, not a curated record. Gene Ontology annotation, molecular function: RNA polymerase II cis-regulatory region sequence-specific DNA binding; nuclear receptor activity; zinc ion binding. The coding region runs from base 552 to 2240 and encodes 562 amino acids. Gene Ontology annotation, cellular component: nucleus. The transcript has 10 exons. Lineage: Eukaryota; Metazoa; Chordata; Actinopteri; Cypriniformes; Cyprinidae. Gene Ontology annotation, biological process: regulation of transcription by RNA polymerase II.
UGUUUAUUGUUUUGUCAUUCAUUGUGCCGGAUUGGCUCCCCUGAGAACUCGGUGUAAUCUGAUUGGUGUUUAACUAAAGCACUCAGCUGUGGGAGAUUGAAGCUCCCAAUCGAAGAUUAAAUCAGCCAUACAGGGCUCAAAUUCAUAUUGCAUGUUAGAGAUCAGCGCCGGCCUCUCCUGCCCGGUUGGCAGAGUCCCAUUCGUAUCCGUAAGCAGUCUGGAAACUGGUUUCAGAUGAGGAAAAAAACAUCUUCCGACACAGGAAAAAAAACUGCAGGAGCAUGACUCCAAAAAUGGCUCCUCUGAUGUUUCAGCUUCAAUGAUUCUAAGCCUCACCGAUGUGCAACGUCAAGCGUCGCCACACAUGGCAUUCGUAAACAAAAAUAGACAAUGGCGAGCUCUUGCUCAACUGCACAAAAUUUCCUGUCACAUUAUAACGUGUUUUUACGACAGUUUACAAACAAAUAACAUUUUUAAACCUGGUCUAAAUUCUGUUUUAUGCACCGUAUGAUUGCGAUAAUGACUUCGGCUCGCUUUCAAAUCGAAUAUAAAUGUUUAUGCAUGUGGAAGGUUUGCCUGCAUUUGAUUUGUGUUUGUUGGAACACGGCACAGACGGUGCAAUGCAAAUGCACCUCUCUCUGUCUCUCUCUCUCUCCGUCUUUCCCGUCUUCCUUUCCCUGUCUCUCGUUCCCCUGGGAUUCAGGUGCACAGUGACACAGCGAGAGGUGGCGUGCCCUGUGGCUCUAGGCUUCCUUGCUCCGAUGGAAACACUUUGCCUGUCACUGAACAGAGGAGGACAGGAGGAAAGAGAGAUGGAGACAGACGGAAGGAGAGAGAAAAAGGGUGUCGGGGCAGGGCGGAGGACUCAAAUCGAAAUAAUUCCCUGCAAGAUCUGUGGAGACAAAUCAUCAGGCAUCCAUUACGGCGUGAUAACGUGUGAGGGCUGCAAGGGUUUCUUCAGGAGGAGUCAGCAGAGCAAUGCGGCGUACUCAUGCCCACGUCAGAAGAACUGCCUGAUUGACCGCACCAGCCGGAACCGCUGCCAGCACUGCAGGCUGCAGAAGUGUCUGGCCGUGGGCAUGUCACGUGACGCGGUGAAGUUUGGCCGGAUGUCUAAGAAACAGCGGGACAGCCUCUAUGCGGAAGUGCAGAAACACCGGCUCCAGCAGCAACAGCGGGACCACCAGCAGCAGCCCGGUGAGGCCGAACCCCUCACCCCAACCUAUGGCCUCUCCACCAAUGGCCUGACCGAGCUCCACGAUGACCUGAGUGGCUACAUGAAUGGCCACACACCCGACGGCACCAAGCCCGACUCCGGUGUCAGCAGCUUCUACCUUGACAUUCAACCCUCACCUGACCAGUCCGGCCUGGACAUCAACGGUAUCAAGCCAGAGCCCAUCUGCGACUUCACCCCGGGCUCGGGCUUCUUCCCCUACUGUUCCUUCACCAAUGGGGAGACAUCCCCCACCGUUUCCAUGGCUGAGCUGGAACAUCUGGCCCAGAACAUUUCCAAGUCCCACAUGGAGACGUGUCAGUACCUGAGAGAAGAACUUCAGCAGAUGACCUGGCAGGCAUUCCUUCAGGAGGAGGUGGAGAGCUACCAGAGCAAGCCCAGGGAAGUCAUGUGGCAGUUGUGUGCCAUUAAAAUCACAGAGGCCAUUCAGUAUGUGGUGGAGUUUGCCAAGCGCAUCGACGGCUUCAUGGAGCUCUGUCAGAAUGAUCAGAUAGUGCUUCUCAAAGCAGGCUCUUUGGAGGUGGUGUUUAUCAGAAUGUGCCGUGCCUUCGACCCUCAGAACAACACAGUCUAUUUCGACGGAAAGUAUGCCGGGCCUGAUGUCUUUAAGUCAUUAGGUUGCGAUGACUUGAUCAGCUCUGUCUUCGAGUUCGCGAAAAACUUGUGUUCUAUGCACCUCUCUGAAGACGAGAUCGCCCUGUUCUCCGCCUUCGUGUUGAUGUCUGCAGAUCGAUCCUGGCUCCAGGAGAAGGUGAAGGUGGAGAAACUCCAGCAGAAGAUCCAGCUGGCCCUCCAACAUGUUCUACAGAAGAACCACAGAGAGGACGGCAUACUGACAAAGUUGAUAUGCAAAGUCUCAACACUGCGAGCCCUGUGCAGCCGGCAUACGGAAAAACUGACGGCGUUCAAAGCAAUAUACCCAGACAUUGUCCGCGCCCACUUCCCCCCCUUGUACAAGGAGUUGUUCGGAUCAGACUUUGAGCAGUCCAUGCCCGUUGACGGGUAGCGCUUCCCCGCGCCCACCCCACCUGGGAGAAUUCACACCGUGGGGAAUGUCAAGCAUAAAUCUGAGACACUUUAGCAGUGCCCUGCACAUACACACACCUGGACGGACGACACACUGCACACACACUUUCCCCCUUUUUUCGUUGUGAUUAUUUUUGUCAUGGGGAGGAGGUAAUGGACUGGGUUUGACUCGAGCGGUUUAUUUUUGGGGUUUGUUCCUUUCUUUUACUGACACAGGUGGGAUUCGGAGCCCAGGGGAGAGGAUGAGAAGAUGAAGACACUUGUUUUUCCCGAACGCUCCCUCGCUCUCUUUCUCUCUCUGGCUGAACCUGAAGAGUCCACGCGUUCGUUUUCACGAACGGUCCCAUGACGAUUUGUCAUGAUCAGCAUAAAUUGUUUUGACUCGUUUCCAAAACGGAAAAACCAUUCCCAGAGAGCAUUCGCCUGGAAUCCAGCGGAAGAGGAACACACAAGCCCUUUUCAAGCCAAGAACAUGAAAUAAAAAGUUGCGAUCAAAAAGUCGAUUAUCCGAACUGUUCCAGCAGUUGUUGUAGCACCAAAAAAAGUCUACGUAGAAAAAUACGUGGUUAGUUUCUUCCUCCCUGUGCACUUGGAUUUUUUUUUUUUUUUUUUUUUUUGGGAUGUCAAACCAGCACCGAACGAAGAAGAAUACAAAGUGAGAGAGAAAGAGAGAUACGGAGAAGGAGUGUGAUGUGGAGUCAACACAAAACAGCACCUUUCUACGGACAAUCGAGAAAAAAAAAAAGAAGGAACAACGUAGAAUUCUAGUAAUUCUAGUGGCGAUUGCUUU